UGGGCGCUCUGUCUCUCUAUAAAAGGAGACUAAUGGUGUUGAUGACUUUGCAACAAGAAACGAAUCAAGAGUAAGCGCAUGGCUUCCACCACCACUUUCUUCCUUUACCUCAUCUUUCUCUUAUGCUCAACUUUGAACUUCAUGCCCUUAGAAGCACCUCCUCCAGAUUUCUCAACAAAAGUUACAUAUGACCCUGAUUCAGAUCUAUACAUAGCUUCCUAUUCCAUUGGCACACCACCACAAAAUGUCCUUGCCUUUGUUGACACAGCAAGUGACGUCAUAUGGACCAAUUCCAAAACAGCAUUCAAAUCCGCAAGCUCCACCACUUACGGUGCUCUGCCAUGUGACGACAAAAGUUUUUGUCAGAAACUAAAUCAGAGAACUUGCAAGAUUCGUAGUAAUCAAAAUUGCACCUAUAAGAUCAAAUACUCCGAUCAAGCAUCAACAUCGGGGGUGAUUUCGCAAGACAAAUUCUCCUUUGAUGCAAAGGACGUGGGGAUCUUAAAGUUCGGUUACGCUACGGAUACAAGCCCUAAUUUAUUCGAAGGGAAGGACAUCAAUGGUUGUUUGGGACUAAGCCUUAUUACCCCUUUCUCCUUCAUCUCUCAAUUAGGUAUCCAAAAGUUCUCUCACUGCUUCGUUAAAACAAGCUCUAAAAGUACUACAAUGUAUUUUGGGUCAAAAGCCGUUAUAUCUGCAAAAGACUCAAUACCAUUGGUAGACCCCAAAUACUACUAUGUCAAACUUAAUGGAAUCAGUGUAGGAAACAAAAUAGUCAACUUGAAAAGUCAACCUGGAAGAAUUUAUGUUGAUACUGGUGCUACUUACUCGCGGCUUAAAAAAGCGGUGUAUGAUCCUUUUCUGAAAUUGAUAAGAGAAGAGGUGGUUAAGCCUGUUGCAAAGAGUCCACACGAUUUCCUCGAGUUCUGUUUUAAGGCGACUAAAGCAGAGGUGGAAAACUUGCCAAAGGUGACGUUUCAGUUCGCCGAUAACAAAGUAAAUGUUAGUUUUGUGAAUGGUGUUACUUAUUUGGAAUUUGAUGGCGGAGUUUGGUGUCUUGCCAUUAUACGAUCGACUGAGAAUGACUCGCUGCUGGGGAACUUUCAAUUGGCUAACCUCAAUGUUGGAUAUGAUAUCGCAGGGAAACAGAUUUCCUUUACCAAUACGAACUGUUAGCCAUGCAUUUUAGGGUGAAUUCUAGUAUGUUUACUUUUAUAGUAACUAUGGUGAUUAUCAAAUAUUUUUAAAAUUAAAGUUAUAUUUUGAUAAUAUUUUUUAGCAACACCUUUAAAAAGCGUUGUUAAAUAAUAAAAAAAUAUUACUAAAAUUUUAACAAUAUUUUUUAAAAUACCAUAGCUACUUUAAGCAGAGUAGCAUACACAUAUCAAAAUCAACACGUACGCUUGUGUGUGAACCCUUGCAUAUGUGAUAGUAUGUAGAUCUAUAAGAGAAUGAAAGAAUAAAGGAAGUGAACGUAUCCUUCUGGUGUAUCAUACUAUAUAUAGGUGGAAGACGACGUCCAUCUUUCUAGUGUAUAAUAUUGCCUUCUUUGAAGUUUUGAAGUA
Messenger RNA from Arachis ipaensis, 1565 nucleotides. RefSeq names its product putative aspartic protease At2g35615. Gene Ontology annotation, cellular component: extracellular region. NCBI's taxonomy places the organism in Eukaryota, Viridiplantae, Streptophyta, Magnoliopsida, Fabales, Fabaceae. The record is from RefSeq and is a predicted model, not a curated record.